CCACCAUUUUUUCCUGGCUUUCCCCUACUGCGCAGGCGCACCGAGUGAACCAAGAUGGCGGCUCCCGUGGAUCUGGAAUUGAAGAAGGCCUUCACAGAGCUUCAAGCCAAAGUUAUUGACACUCAACAGAAGGUGAAGCUUGCAGACAUACAGAUUGAACAGCUAAACAGAACGAAAAAGCAUGCACAUCUUACAGAUACAGAGAUUAUGACUUUGAUAGAUGAGACUAACAUGUAUGAAGGUGUGGGAAGAAUGUUUAUUCUUCAGUCCAAGGAGGUAAUUCACAAUCAGCUCUUAGAGAAACAGAAAAUAGCAGAAGAAAAAAUUAAAGAAUUGGAACAGAAAAAAUCCUACCUGGAGCGGAGUGUCAAGGAAGCUGAGGACAACAUCCGGGAGAUGCUGAUGGCACGAAGGGCACAGUAGGAAACCUCUAGUGAAAGCAUCCUGCCCCGUUUCAUUCCUGGCAAGGGCAGAGGGGCCCGAAUGGGGGAAUACCCUCUCUUCUGCCCUGAUCGACUUUUUAUUUGAAUGAUCUGGUAACCCUGUGUUUUCUACUUCACCCUGAUCCCUUUCUGAUCCUGGCUUUGCCUGCCACCCUGCCCUACAGGAGAGGGAAGAUGGGAGCCAGAGAAAUAGGGGAGCUCUGCCCAAACCUACUACUAGUUAUGCUGGUUAGACCAAUAAAAGGAAUCUGUUCCCCCACCCACUCUAAGUCUGCCUUUCUUGAGAAUGGAGGGCCAGAGAGGCAGAGGCUUUCAACCUUAGCUCCUCCCUGACCUGUCCUCCUCCAGAGCUUUGGCUCUGUUCCUCUUGCAUUGAAGCCUUUGCUGGUUCUUUUUUUCCUUUCUGUUCCUUUGAGUAAAUCCUCCUACUUCUGAGUGUUCAUGCAGAUCAGGAAGAAGGAAGACCAGGGCAUAGCUGAAUUUAAGUCAACCUUGGUGGCAUUCUGCCUAAAGAUUCCUUCCGUGCUUCCUCGCAUAUGUUCCAUAAGAAAAUGUAGUUUCAGGCGGUCUCCUGGUGGACAGUACAAUCCUAAGGCUGCCUAGAGGCUUAGGGGCAGUGGUGUGCUGGAGCUGGCUUGUACUGGCUCGGGAGAGCCAAUUAUUAAAAAUCAAGUUAUGUAAAUAUAUUUAAAAUAAGGGUAAUAAAUAUUCAGAUUUGCCCCUUCCUAA
This is a messenger RNA of Hyaena hyaena (striped hyena), 1172 nucleotides long. RefSeq names its product prefoldin subunit 1 (gene PFDN1). Gene Ontology annotation, molecular function: protein folding chaperone. Gene Ontology annotation, cellular component: prefoldin complex; cytoplasm. Gene Ontology annotation, biological process: protein folding. The transcript has 4 exons. The record is from RefSeq and is a predicted model, not a curated record. The coding region runs from base 55 to 423 and encodes 122 amino acids. Lineage: Eukaryota; Metazoa; Chordata; Mammalia; Carnivora; Hyaenidae.